Messenger RNA from Cyprinus carpio (common carp), 4349 nucleotides. Its product is annotated as atrial natriuretic peptide receptor 1. Gene Ontology annotation, molecular function: natriuretic peptide receptor activity; peptide hormone binding; ATP binding. Gene Ontology annotation, biological process: protein phosphorylation; intracellular signal transduction; receptor guanylyl cyclase signaling pathway. The record is from RefSeq and is a predicted model, not a curated record. The transcript is spliced from 27 exons. Bases 962 to 4069 code for a protein of 1035 amino acids. Gene Ontology annotation, cellular component: membrane. NCBI's taxonomy places the organism in Eukaryota, Metazoa, Chordata, Actinopteri, Cypriniformes, Cyprinidae.
UUUUUUUUUUUUUUUAAUGUAAGUUAAAAUGGAAAUGUGAACUGAGCUUAACUAUAAAAUUCCAGAUGCAACGAUUUUUGAAACAGAAACCUUUUCACUAUUUCUGUACUAUUUCUAUUCCCCUGUGUAUUCAUGCAGUGACACAAACUAUCCCCAAUACCGAUUUUGUUGUUUUUAUAGGCAGGCAUAUUUUGGGUGGAAAUGUCUGCAACAUUUCUCUCUCAUGAUGUUCAGCUUUUUAUACUGAGAAAGGUUUCAAAUGUCUUCUGGCCUGUGAAAUUGACAGACACACUAGAGGUAAUUCCCACGGUAUAGAAGCCUCCAAAGUGCCAGUGUGCAGGGGGCUGACACUGUUCUUAUUUUAACUCUAACCUUUUCACCUCCUGUUCCUGACCUGACUGAUGCUAUGAUUUUUAAUUAAUGUGCAUGGUAUACAUAAAUAUUCUUCUUUCCAUUCUAUCUUAAAAACUCAGAAAGUCGGCAAACAUCUUGGAAAAUACCAGUUUAUUUAAGAUCCUUACAUCCAUGUCAUUUAAUAUGAGCAAAGCCUUGUUUAUGCUGACAUAAACAAGUACUUUUGAAAAGAGCCCUUAUGCAUGUAAACGGAAACAAAUGCUACAGUAUCACUCAAAGCAUUGACAGACGAGCAUGUUUUUUUUCCCCAAAGACAUCUGUAGACCAGUGUUUACGCAUAUGCUUGUUUGGCUAUAAACAAAUGUCAGAGGAACGCCAGAGCUUGAGAUACAGAGCAGUAUAAAUGGGAGACCCUUGAUUUACCGUCAUUCUGGGGAGAUCACUGUUGUGGAUGGCUGGAUUCAGAGCAAAACCAUAUGGCCACAGUUUGCCACUGGAUGUUUUUCACGUCCUCGUUACAGGUAGUUUCUGAUGCAAGGACCUUUUUUAUUUGUUUUCGACUCAUUUUGAUCAAACUCUGUGUUGAAGCGGGAAUUAUUCUUUUGGAAUGAGUGAAGUAAUGAAGCACUUCGAGAGACUUCCUGGCCCACUGCUCUUUAUGAUGACUCUGGUUUCUCUCAGUCUGGGCACCAGAUUCACCUUGCUGAUCUCCAUGCCAAACACCUCCUUUCCUUUCAGUACUGGUCGGAUUGGGGCUGGAGCUCUUAUCGCAAUCAGUUCUGUAAACAGCAGUCCGGACCUUCUGCAAGGUCAUCAACUGGAUUACCAUUAUGUGGAUGAUGAAUGCAAUGAUCUAUGUGGCCCAGGGAAAAUUGCGGCAAUUUACCAUAAACACAAAUACAGUGCUUUCAUCGGACCAUCUUGCUCAAAUGUCUGUGCAGUGACUGCUAAACUAGCAGCUUAUUGGAACAUUGCUAUCAUCAGUCCUAUAUGUGCAGAUCAACAAUUUCUAGAUAAGAAGGCCUAUCCGACCUUAACAAGAGCGUUUGGACCUUUCACUAAACUAGGGUCUUUCUUUGUGGAAAUCUGCAAGUGGUUUGGCUGGCAGCGCAUUGGCAUUAUCUAUGACAAUAAACCAUCCUGGGCUAUUCCUGUGGAGGGGAUCAGGUAUUAUCAAGCAGAGCACAAUAACAUUACAGUGGCCAAGUAUCAAGAAAUCCAUGGCUCUCUCUCACAAGGGUCCUUGUCGACCUGGUCCUGGGUCUUAACUGAGGUGGCACAAGUCUCUCGCAUUAUUGUGAUAUCAGCACAUGGCAUGGUGGUCCGCAGUUUGCUAAUUGAAGCUCACAAGAAAGGCCUCACCAAUGGAGAUUUUGUUUUCUUUUGUUUCGAGCCAUAUAAGCAAAAUGUGUUAUUUGGCAGUUUUGAAUGGAAACAAGGUGAUGAAUAUGACUCAGUGGCCAGGCAAGCUUAUGAGGCUCUGUAUUUCCUGUCUCUGUAUAAACCCAGUGAUAAACUGUAUCAGGCCUUCUCAGAGAAUGUCAUCAGAAGAUCCAAAAUAGACUUUGGCUAUACAUAUGCUUCUAAUGAAAAGGUGUCAGUCCUAGCAGCCAUAGCCCAUGAUAGUGUCUGGCUGUAUGCCCAGGCUUUAAAUGAAACUUUGGCAGAAAACGGAAACCCAUAUGAUGGUUUAGCCAUAACUAGACGAAUGUGGAACAGGACCAUUACAGGUAUCCAAGGAGAUGUAACUAUUGAUGCAAGUGGAGAUCGUGAGUUAAAUUACAUGAUGAAACAAAUCCAAGGCAGUAAUAACCAGUGUCAGGUCAUUGCGAACUAUUUUGGGACUUAUAAGGCAGUACAGGGGCUUCACAUCAAGUGGCCUGGAGGACGGACAACUCCUCCCAAAGACUCUCCAGAUUGUGGCUUUCAUGGAGAACUCUGCAUCAAUCUAGAGAGAAAAUUCUUGAUUGCUUUUAUGAUUGGCUUGGUGGCUGCUGGGACCCUUGCAAUCUAUGCUUUAUACAGGAAGUUCAAAAUCCAGGAAGAAGCUUCCAAGAUGUUGUGGACAGUCAACGCUGAUGAUGUCAUAAUGAUGGAGCAUCAUUCCUCAACUGUGCAAGCAAAGUCUCACAGAUUCAAACCCAUUCAGGCUUCUUUGGAGUCUAUCAUUUGCAGCAUGCAAGACAAGCCAUCAGCACACAGAACCGCAGUCUACAAAGGGACAAUUUGUUCUGUUUGCUUUCUGAAUUUAAGAAACCCUCACCUGAGCAGUGAGCUGCUGGUGGAACUCAAACAGUGCAGAGAUUUGACCCACUAUAACCUUUGCAAAUUUAUUGGAGCGGCCCUGGAGACCCCUCAGCCCUUCAUUCUUACAGAGUACUGCCCUAAAGGAAGCCUACAGGACAUUUUGAAGAAUGAGUCUAUCAAGCUGGACUGGACCUUUAAAUUUUCUCUCAUGCUAGACAUCGUGAAGGGAAUGGACUAUUUGCACCAUAGUCCCCUGCACUUCCAUGGUCACCUCUCAUCAACAACCUGUGUGGUGGACAGCCGCUUUGUCCUGAAGGUCACUGAUUUUGGACUUAAUAUACUCAGGCAUUCAGACUCAGAGAAGAGUCCCGGAUUUGACCCCUGGACUGCUCUGCUGUGGAGGGCACCAGAGCUACUGAGGCAGUCCAUUCCAGCUAAUGGUACACAAAAAGGGGACAUCUACAGUUUUGCCAUUAUAGCUCAAGAGGUAGUAUAUCGUAGAGGGCCUUUCUACAUCCCUAACUGUCACAUCAGUGCUAGAGAGAUUGUGGAGAGGGUCAGGGCAGGUGGGUGUAGCCCACUGAGGCCUCACAUAGACCCAGCAGAAGGUGUAGAGGAACUGGAGGGAAUCAUGGUCAGCUGCUGGACAGAAAAACCUGCGGAGAGACCAGACUUUUCUUCUCUCAGGACUGCCAUCAAGAAACUGUGUCCUAAUGGGGGGUCUGAGAACAUUCUGGAUAACCUGCUGUCCCGUAUGGAGCAGUAUGCAUGUAAUCUGGAGGAGAUAGUCAGUGAACGUACCGCUGAACUCCAGGAAGAGAAGAAGCGAGCAGAGGAACUGCUUACACAGAUGUUGCCACGAUGUGUAGCUGCUCAGCUCAUAGCGGGAAAGACAGUGAGAGCAGAGACCUUCGACUGCGUCACCAUCUAUUUCAGUGACAUUGAAGGCUUCACAGCCAUGUCAGCAUCCCUCACGCCAAUGCAGGUAGUGAACGUGCUGAAUGACCUGUACACAUACUUUGACAAUAUCAUUGACAACCACAAUGUUUAUAAGGUAGAAACCAUUGGCGAUGCCUACAUGGUAGUGUCGGGCCUGCCUACAAGAAAUGGAGACGACCAUGUAAAAGAAAUAGCAAGAAUGUCGUUAGCUAUAGUGCAGGGCAUGAGGAGCUUCUACAGUCCACAUAUACAAGAGCAACAGCUGAGGGUUCGCAUUGGAGUUCAUUCAGGACCUUGUGUCGCAGGGGUUGUGGGUAUGAAAAUGCCACGCUACUGUUUAUUUGGAGACACUGUGAACACUGCCUCCAGGAUGGAGACAUAUGGAUUACCAUUGAGAAUCCAUGUGAGCAGUUCCACCAAGUCUCUCCUUGACACUUUCAGGACUUUCCGCUGUGAACUGCGAGGUGACAUCCACAUAAAGGGAAAGGGCUGGGUGAGGACAUACUGGCUUUUGGGAGAGGACUACUAAACCAGAUGUCCAGAUGUUUUUUUUUUCAAUACUUUUUAACAUACAAAAGAAAAAAAAAAAAGAAAAAAAAUGAAAGAGUGUAUUACACUAUAUUCAUACUUUGUUUUGUGUGUUUCCAGUAUUUUAGUUCAAUAAGAACAUUUCUAAGUACAAAAGGUUGGAGUUGGUAAGAUUUUUUUCUAUUUUUGUAUGUUAUAUCAUAUAUUCAGAAAUAUCAUGAAAUAUUUAUCAUGAAAUAUCAUAAAUCAUUUUUUCUCAGUGUUGAAAACAGUUAUGCUUC